Molecule: messenger RNA, 1045 nt
Organism: Cicer arietinum (chickpea)
Lineage: Eukaryota; Viridiplantae; Streptophyta; Magnoliopsida; Fabales; Fabaceae
Source: RefSeq, a predicted model, not a curated record
GUAUUUAGAACUAAAAAUUAUUGGAGGGAGUAUCAAGUUUGGUAGGAGGAGACAGAAAGAGAAAUUGUUGAGAAAUGAGUGAAUGUUAUUCAGUUGUAAAUCUUCAAAUUCCAUGUUUUACCAAACACACCUCUCUCAUCACUGAUUGCAGCGGAAACAAUUUUGCCCUACGUUGUUGUUAUCGAUUAUCAAAGUUUAAACCCUUUCAAAUUUCUCGUCCAACCCGAGCAGCUACAACCACCCCCAUGGAAGUAGAACGAAGUGAAGGAACCGCCGAUUCAUCCCAACCAAUGAAGCUCUUGUUUGUUGAGAUGGGCGUCGGGUACGAUCAACACGGGCAGAAUAUUACUUCUGCAGCAAUGAGAGCGUGCAGGGAUGCUAUUUCUUCUAAUUCAAUCCCUGCUUUCCGUAGAGGUUCCAUUCCUGGUGUCAGUUUUGAUCAGAUGAAAUUGCAGAUCAAAUUAGGGGUUCCUCAUUCUCUCCAAAAAUCUUUGGAUAUUGAGAAAGUGAAGUCUGUAUUUCCCUAUGGAAAAAUUUUGAAUGUUGAAGUUGUGGACGGUGGUUUGCUAUGCUCAAGUGGGGUGCUUGUGGAAGAGAUGGGUGACAAGAAUGACGAUUGCUACAUUGUGAAUGCUGCUGUUUACGUUGGAGGUAGAGGUGCUGGAUAUUUUGACCCAGGGUGGUAUGUAAAUGAAUAUGAUGUUAUUAUUGUACAUGAAGAAAGCAUACCCUUGUGAAUCUCCUUUGUGGGUCCACCAAUGCCACGAGUUGAAGAUCAACAUGUCAGAGUCUAUCCAUGCCUUACCAGCUUUUAUGGAGUCUAGUGUAAGAACUCUCCCAACAUCUUCCUCGAUUAUGUCCACCAAGUAUGGUGUGCGGUAUAGCUGUAUGGUUACUCCAUAGUCCUGUGCAAUAUCACCAGAUAUCAUUACCACAAUUUCAUUUUGGGGGUUGAGAUUAAAAUAUCAAAUAACUUGAGAGAGACUUAUAUGUUGUGAUCUCACUAUUAAAUUUCAUGCAGAUAUUUCAUUGGACCCCAAUAAAA